This is a messenger RNA of Diaporthe batatas, 747 nucleotides long. RefSeq lists its product as uncharacterized. The transcript has a single exon. Bases 1 to 747 code for a protein of 248 amino acids. Gene Ontology annotation, cellular component: extracellular region. Lineage: Eukaryota; Fungi; Ascomycota; Sordariomycetes; Diaporthales; Diaporthaceae. The record is from RefSeq and is a predicted model, not a curated record.
AUGUACUGGGUACACAUGCUCACCUACCUCGGGGCAGUCUAUGCAGCCUCGUCAUCCGAAAGUCGAAAGCGGGACUUGGCGUCCAUCCAGUCCUCCCUAGACGCCCUCAAUGUCGGCCUUCAGAGGAUCGACACGGCCAUCCUGGGUCUCGCAACGGGCACCGGUGCCUCACUGCUGGAGCUUGGCCAGCAGGCCGUCCCCCUCCUCCAGAAUGCCAGCGCCCAGAUCCGGCAGUCGGAGCCGCUGAGCCUCGAGGACUCCCUCAACCUCGCCACGACGACGCAGGCGCUGCGCCAGAACACCAACCUCACCAUCAACGACCUGAUCGCCCAGAAGCCCUUGAUCGACGCGGCCAACUCGACGGCCCUCGUGGCCGCAGCCCUGCAGCAGCAGCGCGACGCGAGCAGUGACGUGGCCAUCGCCCUCACCAACAAGAUCGCGCCCAACACGCCCGACGUCGUCCCCGCCCUCAACGAGCUGUCCGGUAUCUUUGACCGAGCUAUAGCCGUCUUCAGCGGUACGGACCCGGGCGCCGCCGGGCAACUACCGCCCGCUCCUACCUUGACGGCGUCGCCGACAGCGGACCUCUCGCCCGUCACGCUCCCUGCGCCGACACCUCCGACGGCCGGUGCAAUGUCGGCGCCAGUGUCCGGGAUGGGGACUAUCAACCCUGAUGGGUCCUGCAAUUGCGCGGUCGAAUGCCCUGCCGGCUCGCUGGGUGGCGCAAUGGCCAUGAGAUUUAUCUAG